This is a messenger RNA of Gadus macrocephalus (Pacific cod), 2197 nucleotides long. It is a transcript of the gene tmed2, whose product is annotated as transmembrane p24 trafficking protein 2. The record is from RefSeq and is a predicted model, not a curated record. Bases 201 to 824 code for a protein of 207 amino acids. NCBI's taxonomy places the organism in Eukaryota, Metazoa, Chordata, Actinopteri, Gadiformes, Gadidae. The transcript is spliced from 5 exons. Gene Ontology annotation, biological process: endoplasmic reticulum to Golgi vesicle-mediated transport; Golgi organization; intracellular protein transport. Gene Ontology annotation, cellular component: endoplasmic reticulum; endoplasmic reticulum-Golgi intermediate compartment; COPII-coated ER to Golgi transport vesicle.
AGUACGUGGCAAUCACACAGCAUCAAUGCGCUCGCUGCGCUAUCACUGGUCAGAGAGCUUUCCUGCAACCACAGACUAGCCAAAUAGGUUCAGAACCGGUGCCCUUGUGCUCAAUAUAACAUCGGUCCUGGGUUAUUUUUGUGACAGGACAACAAAUUAUCGUUAUAAAUUGACUUAACUCUACCGUACAAAGUCCAAAAAUGUUCACUUUGUCGGAGCUCGUUGUGCUUCUGGCCGUCUUGUCGUCCACUGCGUCGGGGUAUUUCGUUAGCAUAGACGCCCAUGCAGAAGAGUGCUUCUACGAGCGGGUCAACUCCGGAACCAAAAUGGGUCUUAUGUUUGAAGUGGCUGAAGGGGGUUUUCUGGACAUUGAUGUUGAGAUAACUGGUCCUGACGGUAAACAGAUUUACAAAGGAGACCGUGAGUCCAGCGGAAAGUACUCCGUUGCUGCACAUAUGGAUGGUAUCUAUAAGUUCUGCUUCAGCAACAAGAUGUCCACUAUGACACCCAAGAUCGUCAUGUUCACCAUCGACAUCGGCGAGGCGCCCAAAGGACAAGACAUGGAAACGGAAGGUGGUGACAGCUGGGACGCCCACCAAAACAAGCUGGAGGAGAUGAUCAACGAGCUGGCUGUGGCCAUGACGGCUGUGAAACACGAGCAGGAGUACAUGGAGGUCCGGGAGAGGAUACACAGAGCCAUCAACGACAACACAAAUAGCAGAGUGGUGCUGUGGUCCUUCUUCGAAGCUCUCGUGCUCGUUGCCAUGACCCUCGGACAGAUUUACUACCUGAAGAGGUUCUUUGAGGUCCGGCGAGUGGUGUAACGUGUUAAGCGUCCCCCCCCCUCCUCCUUCUGUGUGCGCUACUGUUCUCUUCACCUCCAAGAUGGUUACUUUCUCUUUAGAAAGGAGACAAGGUGACGGCCCCAAUGCACCACGGCGUAAUGGAGUUUUGUUUUCCUUUUCCGCUGGUUUAUUCCAUAUUUACUAAUGUGGUUGUAUAACAAUUGUAUUCAUUUUGAACUCAAAAACAUUCUUCCCCGCCCCACCUCAGCCGUGUCAUUAACAACCCCUUCACCCGCCACCAUUUCUUUUACUGAGUAGUUGUUGCUUAUGAAGAUGAAUGACCGUUUGGUUCAGAAAUUUAAAGUAAUGGGUGAAAAUGGAUGGGAAUUUAACUUAUAAUGCGCACUGAUGGACAGCCAUGUCAGGGGUCAUCGUCGGACCGGUUACCGGAGCCUCUUCUGGACGAUGACCAUUGCAAACAGGAUAAAAAUGAAUGCACCAUUUAAAAGGCUUGAAACGCAAGGGACAUUAAUCAAGGGUCCCCAUAUAAGUGUGUAAAUGUACAUAGAAAGGCUUCUAGUGAAAGACCCAGUCAAUAGCAAGCCAUGCUAGAUAUCGCUGGUUUCACUUUAUUAUUUUGUCAGCACGGCUAAACAGUUUAACACCCUUAUGCUCAAACGUAUGAUUUCGCCUAUAAUUGCCCCUGGAAGUUUACCAAUUUCAGAACGUUCACAAAAUGUAUCAGCUUCACAUCAAGCCACUUCAAAGUUCUUGGAAAAUAAAUAAUUAGACUUCGUAGUUCUUGAGUUGAAACUGCACUACUUUGGGUGUUAUCUCAAAGCCAAGAAUACCUGAUAUGUUACAAAGUAAUCAAUGCUAGGUGCUGGGUAGGCUAUAACCGGAUAAUUGUAGGUUCUGCUUUAGUUGCUUCUCCUUUUUUAAACUAAAAGUAAUUCGGUUUGGGUGGGGGAUUUUAAGUUAUGAAAUUAUGGGCAGUUUUGGAAGGUAUUUUUUUCUUUCUGUUCCUGGAGUGCAACCAUUGUGGUGCAACAUUACCUCUGAAGGAUGCAUUAGAAUUGCAUUAUUUUCACAAUUGACAAAAUUGUAUCCAAGGCAUUUCUAAUACCACCUUUUGCACCAUCGUGAAUGUUGUCGUUUUUGAAUAUGCCUCGAUUUUGUACAUCACUUUUUCUGGUGGGUUUGAGCAGGCUUGAAUGCUUUAAUGCUCUGUACUCCUACUCCUCCCAUUAUGUGAUUUACAUAAAAGAAAAGGUAAUUGAUCGAUCUGUACAAAUGUAGAAUGUUUGUCCGUGGAGAAAAAAAAUGGCCCCGAUUUUGUAAUAAAUUCAAAAUUCUGUAAAAUCCUUUCUUUUUGGUUUGUUUAAAAAUGAAAUAAAAAUGGUUUUAAUUAA